Eruca vesicaria subsp. sativa (arugula) is the source of this 2808-nucleotide messenger RNA. Lineage: Eukaryota; Viridiplantae; Streptophyta; Magnoliopsida; Brassicales; Brassicaceae. The record is from the annotation of a GenBank genome assembly.
AUGCAUCCUAACCUAUUGACAACAAUACGAACGUUAAAACUCAUCGAAGGAUGCAAAGGCACGGCUCUCAACCCUCCUCCUCCUCCACCUCCUCCCUCCACCACCGAAAAAGCCGGCGAAAAGCUGUUUCAGCAUCUCCAAGACCACCUCCUAGUCAACUCGUUCUGUUCCAAAUCCACACGAACAUACCCACCUCCAAACCAUAACGCCGUCGUUUCAAAAGACUCUCUCCUCCCUUACGGACUCCCCAACACGGACCUCCUCGAACCGCAGAUAGAACCUUCUCUCAAAUUCGUUGACUUGAUCGACAAGCUAGCCGAAAUCUACCGUAAAAUCGAAAACUGCUCCCAGUUGGAGAAAUCCGACGCUUAUCUAGAGCAAUGCGUGAUCUUCCGAGGCUUAUCGGAUUCAAAACUUUUCAGGCGGAGUCUCCGGUUAGCUAGGCAACACGCCGUUAACGUUCAUACGAAAGUUGUUUUAGCUUCUUGGCUACGUUAUGAGAGGAGGGAAGAUGAGCUAAUAGGGACAACAUCGAUGGAUUGCUGUCGAAGAAACCUUGAAUGCCCUAAAGCGAGUCUUGUUACCGGGUACGACCCGGAACGGGUAUACGAUCCAUGUAUAUGUUCAGCGUUCAACGUUGGUGAUGUUGAUGUUGAAGAAUGUUCGACGUCAGAGGUUGAUUACGACAUGUCUUUCUUUAUAGGUGAUGAUGAAGUUCCUUGCGUGAGGUCCAAGUUUGCGUCUUUAUCUACACCCUUUAAGGCUAUGUUAUACGAUGGGUUUAGCGAGACGACACGGAGCAGUAUCAACUUCAAGGAGAACGGAGUCUCUGUGGAAGGGAUGAGAGCUGCUGAGGUUUUUAGUAGGGUUGGAAAAGUUGACAUGUUUCCUCCUAAUGUUGUCUUGGAGCUACUCACAUUCGCGAACCAGUUCUGCUGCGACGAGUUGAAGUCAGCUUGCGACAUGUUUUUGGCUCGUUUUGUUAGUAAUCUCGAUGAUGCGGUGUUGUUGAUAGAGUACGGUUUGGAGGAGGGCGCGUGCCUUCUUGUGGGUUCUUGUCUUCAGGUUUUUCUUAGAGAGUGUCCAAGCUCGAUGCGUAAUCCGAACGUUGUCAAGAUUUUAUGUAGUGCCGAGGGACGGGAGAGGCUGGCCUUGGUUGGGCAUGCUUCGUUUACGUUGUAUCUCUUCUUAAGCCAGAUUGUUAUGGAAGACGAUAUGAGAUCAAACACAACUGUAAUGGUGUUAGAAUGUUUAGUCGAAUAUGCAGCGGAAACAUGGCAGAAGCAGCUCGCUUGUCACCAGUUAGGUGUUGUGAUGCUUGAGAGGAAAGAAUAUAAAGAUGCUCAGAAAUGGUUUAACUCAGCUGUCAAAGCAGGUCAUGUUUACUCCCUCGUUGGUGUAGCAAGGUCUAAGUUUAAGCGUGGACAUCGAUACUCGGCUUAUAAGACCAUGAACUCGUUGAUUUCGGAUAGCUCAGCUACUGGAUGGAUGCACCAAGAGAGGUCUUUGUACUGCAGCGGUGAAGAGAAGCUGCUUGAUAUAGACAAUGCCACUGAUUUGGACCCAACUUUGACUUUCCCUUACAAGUUCAGGGCAGUGUCAUUGGUCGAGGAGAGUCAGCUUGGUGCUGCGGUCGCGGAACUGAACAAGAUUCUAAGGUUUAAAGUCUCUCCUGACUGUUUAGAGAUGCGGGCGUGGAUUUCUAUAGCUAUGAAGAACUAUGAAGGUGCUUUGAAAGAUAUUCGAGCGCUUUUGACGUUGGAGCCGAAUUUCUUGAUGUUUGACAAGAAGAUUCAUGGUGAUCAUAUGGUGGAACUCCUCCGGCCAUUGGUCCAGCAAAGGAACCAGGCUGAUUGUUGGAUGCAGCUUUAUGAUCGUUGGUCUUCUGUUGAUGAUAUUGGAUCUCUAGCUGUAGUUCAUCAUAUGCUGGAGAAUGAUCCUGGGAAGAGUCUUUUGCGUUUCAGACAGUCUCUUCUUCUCUUAAGGCUAAAUUGUCAAAAGGCAGCAAUGCGUAGCCUUAGGCUGGCUCGGAACCAUUCAAAGUCGGAGCAUGAGAGACUUGUGUAUGAAGGAUGGAUAUUGUAUGACACAGGUCACCGUGAGGAAGCUCUGGCCAAGGCAGAGGAAUCUGUUUCCAUACAAAGAUCUUUCGAAGCCUAUUUCCUUAAAGCUUAUGCUCUUGCAGACUCAUCACUCGAACCCGAGUCCUCAAAGUAUGUCAUCCAGCUUCUUGAAGAAGCACUUCGGUGUCCAUCAGAUGGUCUCCGUAAGGGACAAGCUUUGUACAACCUAGGAAGUGUAUAUGUUGACUGUGGUAAGCUGGAUCUUGCAGCUGAUUGCUACAAGAACGCACUAACCAUCAAGCACACACGAGCUCACCAAGGCCUAGCUCGUGUUUACAAUCUGAAAAGCCAAAGGAAAGAUGCGUAUAAUGAGAUGACAAAGUUGAUAGAGAAAGCUCAGAACAACGCAUCGGCCUUUGAAAAGCGGUCAGAGUAUUGUGACCGAGAGAUGGCACAGAGAGACCUAGUGAUGGCAACACAGCUAGAUCCUCUGAGAACUUACCCUUAUAGAUACAGAGCCGCAGUUUUUAUGGACGACCAUAAAGAAAAUGAAGCCAUUGAAGAGCUAUCCAAAGCUAUAGCCUUUAAAUCUGACCUCCAGCUGUUACAUCUCCGAGGAGCAUUCUUCGCUUCAAUGCGUGAAACUACAGACGCUAUCAGAGACUGUGAAGCAGCUCUGAGUCUUGAUCCAUGCCACAAAGAUACCAUCAACCUCUAUCACAAAAUACGUGAACCACAGUCAUAA